CUCUCCCCGGCGCCAAAGAACAUAUUUCCGGUGGACGCGGCCAGGCACGACUAGCGCAGGCGGAGCAAUCAGAGCUUCUUGACAGGGCCGAGGGGGCUCCCUCCCACGUCCUUGGGGCUUAGGCCGGCCUGACAGGGUUCAAGUCGAGGGUACCUAGCGACUUCACGGAGACUGAAGGAAGGGGAGAGUAGGUGGUUGGUCAUCGAAUGAAGCAACCCAUCACAAGAGCAGUGAGCGGACAACUUGAACGAUACAACGGCACAGAGCUCACUCGCCGAAGUAGGAGCAGUGCUAGUAGGACAAUGUACAUUUUGUAGGCAAGCGGCUGAGGAACCACAAUUAAUUAGAUGCCAAUGUACUACGUGUGUGUAGGCACCAGCCUAGUGCUGAUAGGCACUGUUGGACCCUGGAUUUGCCAUAAUUGCGUGCCCGGCCAUUUUGCCUUUAGGCGCCUUGUUAAGCAAUUCUCUUGUCUAAAACGCUCCAUAGUUUGUGCAGCUGCAGGCAUCAUUUCCCCUCCCCCACAGCCAUCCAUCACUGCAACUGCGCUGCCCUGCCCUGCACUGCGCCAACCCUUCCGCCCUCAACCACCGCCUCGAACUCAACCGCCAGCUCCAACAUAACCACAGCACCACCAUACCAUCCUCAUCUGCUGCCAGUGCCAUCCCAACCCUCCUUACACAGCAGUCUAGCCGCCUCCCCUUCAUACCUGGCUCGACACCCACUACUGCUUCAGAGCUAGACCCUCCUGCGCCAUCAUCAACCGUCCUGUACCGCGCGCCACUGACCACACUGAUACACACGCUGGUCACCUCUCCACCCCUCAUACCAACUUCUCAUCUGGUGUCAACUCUUGUCAACCAGUAUCCGUCAUCCUUUCGCACCUCCAUUCUGAAACUCCUCUUCCGCUUACGGCUCUCGUCUCACGACCUUCUUUGUGGCGGGUUCUUCCUUUGACAACUGCCUUGGCCUUUUCGGCCGAAUUCCGCAGAGUCAGGCGGGGAGUCAAUUGCCUGCGCUGUCGCUCGCGUCACCUCCAGCCGUACGGUCACGUCGCCCGAGUCCUCUCGAUCAAUCAUUGUGCCUGUGAGACGCAUAAACCUUCAAACUGGCUGGCACAACCGAACGGAGAACCUCCACACAUGGAGGGUUCUUGAGAAGCGUGUUUGGAAGCAGAAAAGACCGGGAUGCGGACUCGGAGAGCACACCUGCUGGCACCGGCGCCGACGGCAAUAGAGAGAAACCAUCAUCUCCGACCAGCGGCAUUACAGUCAAGACUAGCGAUCUGAGCCCGAAGUCACCCGUCAGCGCACAAGAAGAGAAGGCACCGUCGCCGAAUACCGAGGCGAGCAAGAAACGACGGAGUAGCAGUUCCAAGGCGAAGGAGAUAUUCACGCAGGCCAAAAACUCCCUGAUCCACGGCGACAGGGACGGUCCUUUAACACCGAUGCAGAAACUCGCCAGGACCGAUCCUGCGCUUAGUGUUCCCCAGGGCUCCAACAACAAUUCCGCCGGCGAGUCGCAACCGACCCCCAACUCUUCCUUCUUGGUGGGAGUUACGGAAGACAAGAACAAGAAAUGUCGUCGCACGAUGGAAGACACCCACUCCUACCUCUACAACUUCCUGGGCACUCCCGCGCCUGUGUUGGCCUCCUCCAACACAUCGUUGUCUAGGAGUAAAACUAAAGACUCUCGAAAUAGUCUGACCACCGUGCCCUCGGACUCGGAGCAACAUGUGGUGGAAACGGACAAUGGAUACUUUGCCAUUUUCGAUGGACAUGCUGGUACCUUCGCGGCCGAAUGGUGUGGAAAGAAACUCCACGUCCUUUUGGAAGACCUCAUGCGCAAGCAUCCCAAUGUUCCUGUUCCCGAAUUACUGGAUCAGACGUAUACCAUGGCCGACAACCAAUUGGAGAGGCUGCCCCUGAAGAACAGUGGAUGUACGGCUAUUACUGCAGUGCUGCGCUGGGAAGAUCGGGUGCCCACCAACCACUCGGCAACAGGAUCUCAAGCCAUUGCAGCAUUGGCUGCAGCCGCGGCAAAAGAAGCGGAAAAGAACGAGAAUCCUCAGGAAGCCAAGGAUAAGGAUGCGACACCGCGGUCCAACUCGACGGCCGAAGCGGCGGCGGCGGCGAUUCAACAAGCGAAGCAGAAGGCUACACGGCAGAGGGUGUUGUAUACGGCUAACGUAGGGGAUGCACGCAUUGUCCUAUGUCGAAAUGGCAAAGCCCUGCGUCUCUCAUACGACCAUAAAGGAAUGGAUGAGAAUGAAGGCCGCCGUAUCUCCAAAGCAGGCGGUUUGAUUCUCAACAACCGUGUCAACGGAGUUUUGGCUGUGACUCGGGCUUUGGGUGAUUCAUACCUCAAAGAUUUGGUCACUGGCCAUCCCUACACUACUGAGACCGUCAUCCAACCGGAACAAGAUGAAUUCCUGAUUUUGGCUUGCGAUGGGCUUUGGGAUGUCUGCUCCGAUCAAGAGGCAGUGGAUUUGAUCCGUAAUGUCCAAGACCCUCAGGCUGCCUCGAAAAUCCUGGUCGAUCACGCUCUGGCUCGGUUUUCCACCGAUAACUUGUCGGUCAUGGUGGUCCGGUUCGACCCCCAGAAACUGCAGCAAAACACCAAGAUCGACAUUGGGGUGGAAAGCGAGGCAACCAAAGACAAGACAGCAAUCAGCGAGGUCGAGAUGAUUGUUGGAGAAGCUCGUCGCAACUCCGGCAUAGCCGCAGAGGGAGCCGUGUCAGAUCAAGAUUCGGAAGAACUUCGAGAUAUGGUGAUCCAAGAACAGGAGGAAGAGGACCAAGAACCGGGACCUGAACUCACACCUGAAGGGAAACUCGAGGCGGAGAAGCUUCUUCAAGAAAAACAGAAGACUCCCGAAACGCAUGACAGCCAACAGGAAACACAGCAGACCCACAAGACCCAGGAGAAGGCCGAGAAAACUGAUGAAACUUAGAAUGAGCGGCAGACUCCCUUUGAACACACUGUAUUGAUGCAAGUUUGGACUACUUCGGGUACGGAUGUCGAACGGCGUCGCUGGAGGGCUGAUGAGAGACUUGUUGAUACGCCCCUGGUAUGUUUGGAUGGAGCAACUCCGCCUGGAUAUACGGUGGUAGGAGAUCUGGUCAACAGCAUUCAAAAAGUGUCAAUCCGGCACGUUGGUCACGUCGAACGUCUCGACGAGGCAUGGGAACCUUUCCGAUUUCUUGCAAGUUCAGGCAAGGCAGCAUAAGCCGAUUUCUGGGGUUUCUGGAUGAUGGGUCAAGGCUUGCUAGGUACAUUGAAAAGGGCCGGACACGGCGGAGGCAUGGCUUGAUUGAUUGAUUGACUGAGUGAAUGAAUGACCCAUUGGCUGAUUUAGUUCUUGAAUGACCGAUUGAUCCAUACCACAUAUCAACCUGUUCAAAAUACUCGACACCUUCCAGGAUAGAGGCGGGGAUAAUUCUUUGGGGGGAUUUGGCAGCAUAUUUCUGGUGCAGUGAUGGUAGAUCCGGAAGUACGUAGAGCUGGAUCAGGCUUGGUUAUACAGUAUAUCCACGACAAACCAAACUGUUCGGUGUACAGUAGUACUAGACGACCUACCUACAGCCCUCCGACUGAGGAGAUGCAUACAAUACUAGUACUACUAAAAGUAGUGUGUUCUUACCUAGCCUCUACCUGAGCCGGCGGACCAAAUGCCUUCCUUUCGCC
This is a messenger RNA of Exophiala dermatitidis NIH/UT8656, 3687 nucleotides long. Its product is annotated as protein phosphatase. NCBI's taxonomy places the organism in Eukaryota, Fungi, Ascomycota, Eurotiomycetes, Chaetothyriales, Herpotrichiellaceae. Bases 1448 to 2953 code for a protein of 501 amino acids. Gene Ontology annotation, biological process: protein dephosphorylation. The transcript is spliced from 2 exons. The record is from RefSeq and is a predicted model, not a curated record. Gene Ontology annotation, molecular function: cation binding; protein serine/threonine phosphatase activity.